AUGCUCGCAGCAAAAGCAACAAUACCAGACGCAUACAAAACCACUACCCUCCGCGCGGCCCCCCGGCCACCCAAGAACUACUACCACGCCUACCCAGCUGAUCGCCAACUCCGGGACUACAUAACCAGCCCAACCAUUAUCGUAUCCGUUAUCCUCCUCUUCCUAUCCGCCCUCUAUCAGCUGUUAUUCAGCGACCAGCACACUCGUACGCGCUUAAAAAACAUCAUCUGGGCCCGCGUGGUCGAUAUCAUUCCCGCCACUUUACUCUUCAAAGUCGACGGCUUCCUCAACCCGCCGCUGUUCCCCAAUCCUAUGACGCCCGCAGAAAUAGACGACUCGCACGAAGCCAAGAGCCAGGCUCUCGGGAGGAUAUUGGGUCUGGACAAGCCAGGAGGCGUCAUGGAAUCCGUUACUUCGGCUGGGCUUAAGGGCCUCAGCACCUUGUCCAGCGUCGGCUGGAGCUUCAACCAAAGCGCUUCAGAUCGACCGGCAGGAUUAGGAAACAACGACAACUCAUGCUACCAGAACAGCAUUCUCCAGGGCCUGGCUUCGCUCCAGGGCUUGCCCAAGUACCUUGCCCGGGUAUCUGAAACCUACAGCGACGCCAAGUCGACGAUGCCGACCACACAGGCAAUGGCGGGCCUCAUCGCAACACUCAACGACAAGGCCAACUAUGGGCAAUGUGUAUGGCCACCCGGCGUACUCAAGAACAUGAGCACGUGGCAGCAGCAAGAUGCACAAGAGUACUUCUCCAAGUUGCUGGAUCAAAUCGACAGAGAGGUGGCCAAAGCUGCGGCAACCCACAAGAAGUCCUUGGCAUUCGAUCGCGAUCAGCUGCAGGAUGAUGGUGCUAGCAGCCUCCACAGCGAUGAUAGCGGCUACCAUAGCUCCGGUCAAAGUUCCUCUAAAUCCGACGCACCCACGAUCAAGAAUCCGCUUGAGGGGCUUAUGGCCCAGAGGGUAGUCUGUGUCAAGUGUAAGCACUUUGAAGGACUGGCUAUGAUUCCCUUCAACUGUUUGACUCUUAAUCUCGGCUCUGGACAACUUGGGUACGACCUUUACGAGAGGCUGGACUACAAUGCCCGUGUUGAGUUCAUCGAAGGUGUGCACUGUCCCAAGUGCUCACUGCUCAAGAUGCAGGAGAAGAUCAAGGGUCUGAUACAGAUGCCCAUGGUCGCAAAUGAUGAAACUAGAGUUUCGGAGUUUCGUGAGAGGCUAGCGGCGGUGGAAGAAGCACUCGAAGAAGAUAUGUUUGACGACAAGACGCUAGCUGAGAAAUGCAAGGUUCCGGCUAAGCAGCGAGUCGAGUCGACCAAGACGAAGCAGACGGCAAUCUCUCAGCCACCCAAGAGCUUGGUUAUCCACAUCAACCGAUCAGUCUUUGACGAGAGGACCGGCUACAUGUACAAAGACACUUCCGCCGUGAGGUUUCCCAGCAUGCUGGAUCUAGGACCUUGGUGCCUCGGAAGCGCGAAGAAGCGGGCUGAUCUGGAAGGCGCAAACGGUAUCCUUCCAAGCUCGACCAGCAACGGUGAUCGAGCCGCGGAAGACGAGGAGAAAUGGAAUGUUGAGCCGACAGUCUCCAUGGUGGCGGGCUCCCAACGCCCAUCGACCCUGACUGGGCCACUAUAUGAGCUGCGUGCUGUUGUUACACACCAGGGCCGACAUGAUAAUGGCCAUUAUGUUUGCUACAGGAAGCAUUACAUCAGCCCUCCCGAGAAGGAAAACCAGGCUGAGGUACCGCUACCACAGCUUGUUGCCGAGGAUGAGGCUGCCGCUCCGCAUAUCCAGGCCCCGGACGAGAAAUCAAUUGUCGAGACAACUAUUACGCACGAAGAAAGCGCCCCAAGCCCUGCCUCGGAAGAUGAAGAGAAGACGCUCGUGAGUGAUGCUGAAGAGGAAGCUACCUCGCAGUGGUGGCGACUAAGCGACACGGACGUCCUUAAAGUAGACGAAGAGAGCGUGCUUGAAAGGGGCGACGUCUUUAUGCUAUUCUACGAGUGUGUCGAACCGGAGAUGGCACGGAUACCGGAACGAGAACCCACGAGGACUCUAUCUCCUCAAGCCGAGCUUGCCAAUCACGUCGAUGAUCAGUCAGAGUCCGUUACGUUGGUUGGCUCAGAGAAGCCGGGGGAUGUGGAGGUGGUUAAGUCCGAGGCUCCGAAGGCUGUAAAAGAUGACCCAACAGCAAACGGAAAGGGGACACUUGAACCGCCGAAGACACCGGCCCAUCAGACGGACCCAGCUACGGCGUCGGAGAGCAUGGAAAAACUUGACUAG
This is a messenger RNA of Sordaria macrospora k-hell, 2280 nucleotides long. RefSeq lists its product as uncharacterized. Lineage: Eukaryota; Fungi; Ascomycota; Sordariomycetes; Sordariales; Sordariaceae. The record is from RefSeq and is a predicted model, not a curated record. Gene Ontology annotation, molecular function: cysteine-type deubiquitinase activity. Gene Ontology annotation, cellular component: cytosol; nucleus. Gene Ontology annotation, biological process: protein deubiquitination.